UGUCCCGACUUUUCGUCACUCCUCAGUCUCUCGUCCAACUUCGAAGUCAUUUGACACUACAAUGACUAAGCUCCCAAAGCUUUCUUCGAUCCUCCUCCUCGUCCUGAUCGUCUCAGAAGGUUGGGCCACCAACAAAGCUCACUCUUAUCAACAUUUUCACGGGCCGGUGAGUGGGCACCACCAAAAAAUAACGUGGCUCGACAAACACGGUCACCAUCAUGACGAUUACGUUGCCGAGCCGAGUUACAAAUUUUCUUACGGCGUCCACGAUCACCAUACGAAAGAUAUGCACGAGCACAAGGAACAUCGUCAGGGAAAAUACGUGAGCGGAGAGUACACGAUUCACGAGCCUGGCGGAAACGUAAGAACCGUGAAGUACCACAGCGACGAGGAUGGGUUUCAUGCCCACGUACACAACAGUGGACCAACUGGGCACCAUUAUUGACCACUGAUUAUUGUACUAAAAGCGUUUU
Messenger RNA from Venturia canescens, 473 nucleotides. RefSeq names its product cuticle protein 19-like. The record is from RefSeq and is a predicted model, not a curated record. The transcript is spliced from 3 exons. NCBI's taxonomy places the organism in Eukaryota, Metazoa, Arthropoda, Insecta, Hymenoptera, Ichneumonidae. Bases 62 to 445 code for a protein of 127 amino acids. Gene Ontology annotation, cellular component: extracellular matrix.